GCCUUUUUAUUGGUGCUUUUGGGCUUCCGUACAUAUAUCAAGAGGACGGAAGCGUUGGGUAACAAAACGUAAGCGUAAGCUGCUUCAUGAGACAUCCUUCUACGGUCAUGAGGUAAAGACACCAUCAACAAUGACGGCUUGUGCAGACCACCGCUCCAUCUUUGGCUUGUGCCCAGAUGAUGAGGCUUUGAUGGGGCUGAGAGAAGUGAACCCCGUCCAGAAACACAGAGAAGACACUGACGGGCUGGAAGAUAAAAGCCCAGAGGAUGACAGACAGCGGGAGCGCAGCCUGGUUAAAGAGGUGUCGGACAAGAUGGUCUGCUCAGCUUGCAGAUGCCCCUUCAUUAGCCGUGAGGAACAGAUGGAGCACUACAAGCUCGACUGGCAUCGCUUCAACUUGAGACAAAAGAUGGCAGGAAUGCCACCAGUCACAGCAGAGGAGUUUGAGAAGAAGACCGGAGCUGGAGAUAUGUCAAGUAUCUCAGGGUCAGAGUCCGACUCAGAGGAGUCAGAUAGUGACGAUGGGGGAACAAGCAGUAAUGUCACUGGCACAGAUAAUGAGAGCUCAGUUGAAACCAGUUUAAUUACUGGCCGGCCCUCCAGCAAGGUGGUUUUCCAGAACUCAGCAGGAGAGUAUCUAUCAGUCUACCGCUGUAUUCUCCAGGGAAAGUCAGAUGGAGAGCAAGAUGUGGAAUCCUGCCUCAAGACCAUAAGUAAGAAGACUUUGUGGAUCAUUCUCAUGACAGGUGGUGGCCACUUUGCUGGCGCUGUUUUUCAAGGAAAAGAAGUCCUUCAGCACAAGACUUUCCACCGUUACACUGUUCGUGCAAAGCGAGGCACCGCUCAAGGACUCCGAGAUUCUCAAAACCGCAGUCACGCACCAAAGUCUGCCGGAGCUGCUCUGAGGCGACACAAUGAGGCAGCGCUAGUCAAGGACAUUCAGGAUCUUCUAUUAAGUUGGGUUGAACACUUGAGGGAGGCCUCUGCAAUAUUUGUACGAGCCCCAAGCUACAAUAAAACCAUCUUUUUUGGUGGUCGCACGGCUCCACUGGACAAAAAAGAUCCCAGGAUACGUACACUUCCCUUUGCCACACGCAGGGCAACCUUCCGAGAGGUACAGCGGGUGCAUGAGGUGCUUUCCACCGUUCAGAUUUAUGGGAAAGACACAGACAUGUCAGCAGUCUGCAGUACAUCUAAGAAGGCAUGGAAAAAAACAGUCAAACCUACAGCACAAAUAAACACCGAUCAAGAGAAAGCAGAAGAUCACCAUGAUAGUGCAGAUAUGGAGGAGGAAGGUGAGAUCCAGCUGGAGAUGGUGGAGCUGACAUUAGGAACCCUGGACCUCAGGGAGUCUGAAAUCCAACCCUCCAGACACAGGAGGAGGAGGAGAAAAAAGAAGGGGGAAACUAAAAAGGAAACUCAAGACUUGAGUAACACAGAAGCAGACGAUCAAGAUGAGGAAGCACCAGAAGCUACACCAGCAGAAGAAACCCCUCAGGAGACGCAGUCAAAGAACAAGAGGCGGAGAAAAGCACAGAGUAAGAAACAACUGGAAGAAACUGUGGAUGAUUCAUGGGAGUAUGGCGUAAGGGAUACGCUCUUUACAGCCUGCAAGGUUGGGGAUGUGGACACUCUGUGUAGACUCCUCCAUCUAUCUGAAGAAACUCAAGAGCUGUCGGAAAACAACACCUCUGAUGCCCCAAGUCCUCUUACUCUCCUUAAUAAGCCCAUAGACUCGUCAGGGUUCACUUUGCUGCAUGUUGCCUCAGCAGCUGCACAAAAGGCAGUAAUCAGGUUGCUCCUGGACGCAGGAGCAGACCCAGCCUUCAGGGAUAAAAAAGGGCAGACCCCAUAUAUCGUUGGCCCUGACAAAGACACCAGGAACGUUUUUCGUAAAUACAUGGGCGAGAAUCCUGAUAGAUAUGACUACAAUAAGGCACAGGUCCCUGGACCACUAACAGCAGAGAUCGAAUCUAAAAAGACAGAGAAGAAAAAGGCUCAGAAGGCAUUGAAAAAACAGCGAGAAAAAGAGCAGAAGGAGGAGAAGAAGAAACAAGAGUUGGAGGCAGAGGAAAAGAAGAGGUUUGCAUCUCUCACUGAACGCGAAAAGAGAGCUUUGGCGGCAGAGAGGAGGUUAGCGGAACAAGUAGCUGCAACAGGAGUCAACCUCUCUAACAUCAAGAGGUGCUGGCUAUGUGGGGAUUCUCUGCUUGGGAAGGUCCCAUUUCAGUACCUAGAUUAUUCGUUCUGCACCACCAAAUGUGUCCAAGCACAUCGAAAAGCCAGUGCUCCUCCAGGCAAGACCUAACACCCACAUGGAAAAUUUUAGUCUUCAGGAAGCUACUUCUAACAUGACUCUAAUAUGACUGUGAUUUGCCAAUAUGCUCGUGUCAUUUUCCACCCUGAACAUACAUUUCAGAUUUUACUAUGGCAGAUGUUCUUAGAUAUUUUAAUUCAAACACAGUGUUCACUGGAUACAAAUACUGUAUCAAAACAAUCAAAUGUAUAAUUUAUUCAAAGAAUCUGCAAUUCAAAGGUCAAGUAAAAAAGCAAAUGCAAUAAAAAAAAAGAACUGAAA
Thunnus maccoyii (southern bluefin tuna) is the source of this 2578-nucleotide messenger RNA. RefSeq names its product ankyrin repeat and zinc finger peptidyl tRNA hydrolase 1 (gene ankzf1). The record is from RefSeq and is a predicted model, not a curated record. Gene Ontology annotation, molecular function: protein binding. The coding region runs from base 131 to 2308 and encodes 725 amino acids. The transcript is spliced from 16 exons. Lineage: Eukaryota; Metazoa; Chordata; Actinopteri; Scombriformes; Scombridae.